CCACACCACACUGCACCACACCACACCGCACGGAACCAACACGCACCCCACCAUGGCGCCAAACGACCCGAAGAAGGCCCGAAAGCCUCCCGUGGCGCGGUCCGCGAUCUUUGGGUACAUCGAGCAGCAGCAGAUCCUCCACAACGGCGGGAGCUUCGGCCGCGUCCUGGACGCCGGCACGGGGCUGCACUCGCUGCGGUGGAUGGCGACGCUCCUGCCCGCGGGAAGCGGCAGCGGCAGUAGCAGCAACAGAGAGAACAGCAACGACGACGACGACGACGGGGUGGGCAUCUCGUCCUUUGUCGGGAUCACGGCCGACGAGGCCAUGAAACAGAGGGUCGAGCGAGAAGCCGGGAAGCUGGGCAUUCCCGACCUGAAAACAACGGCGUCGGGUGCGGCACCCACCGGAUCGACCGCGGACGAKCCCGGAAGCGGAAACCGGUUCGUCAUUGGCAACUGGUUCGCGACCGGCGGUCACAAGAACAAAAGCAAGAACAACGGCAACGACACGAACGACGCGGACAUCGAAUCGGUCCUCCGGCAGACGGAGGGGAGCCCGAGGCCGCGGUUCGAAACGAUCCUAGCGGACUACCUSAUCGGCGCCAUGGACGCCUUUAGCCCCUUUGAGCAGGACGCCAUGGUGCCCAAGCUCUCGGGCCUGCUCAAGCCCAACGGCAUGCUGUACCUGAUCGGGAUGGAGCCGGUCCCCGACGCCAGGCACGGCGAGGCCGGGGACGUCUUCUGCCGGGUCACCAGGGCCCGGGACGCGGUCAUCAAGCUGGCCCACAACGCCUCGAGCCCGCAGCAGCGGCCCUACCGGGAGUACCCGAUGGAAUGGGUCCGAAAGAAGGUCGCCCAGGACCCCCUCCUCCGGGAGGUCGGCACCCGGAAGCUCUACCUCCGGUACAAGCACAGCAACGUGGUCAACCAGAUCAACGUCGCCCGGGGGAUGCUCCCGUACAUCGACCACGCCGAGACGGCGGGGGCCAUGAAAGAGCUGCUGGACGAGUGAGUCCGCCUGUGGAUGCGUUGUGAUGCGAUGUGAUGCGUUGUGUUGUGAUGCGUUGUGAUGCGAUGCGCUGCGCAAAAGAGCCGACUCAACCGCGUCCAUGCCUCGUUGCUUUUUGUUCUUUUUGUUUCUUUUCCAAUCCAACCCAAUCCAACCGAAACGACCCCCGGUGCCGUCCCAUCCUGUGCCAGGCUGGAGAAGGAAUCCAAGGCCGCCACGAGCAAGGCCAAGAACAACCUGGUGUCCGUGGGCGGCUUCGAUUACAUCGUCGUCGCGCAGCGCAUCGGAGUGUUCGAGGAAUUCAAGGCGAGGCUGGUCCGGGACCACCCCGAGGCCCUGCUCUCGUCGCUGCUGGCGCUGCUGUGCGUCUGCGUCGUUCUCGCGGUGCGGCUCUCCCGUGCCAGGGGACACCACCGCGGAUCGAAGCGGUCGGGCGCAAAGCACGAAAAACAGCAAUGAAACACCGCGGGUUAAUUCACGGCACGGCAACCGCUCCCGGAAUCCCACCGGCUCACUACGGACGACAACCAACAAACAAACAACCCACGGCUCCGAGAAAAAUCUUUYCGGGAGCGAUCGAUCCCGACGGGAAUGCAAUGCGUAGCGGCACCGAACCGGAUAAGGAUCUACCCGUAGAAGAGUAGGUUCYGAUCCAUGGCAACUAAAGUCCUGCCGUUCUUUUCCCCCGCAACUAGAUUUGUUCGCUCUGUCAAAUAGUGAACARAUGGAACGCAGUGAUGGAAUGCUCCGUGGCUUUCGCAAUAAUUAGAACCUGCUGCUCCAUACGGAUCGCCGCGGUGAACAAAASGAAACAUGUUCUGUUCCAAUGAAAAGAUAGCACUGAACACACUAGCGAUGCAUGGCUUUCACCAUUGYUGUAUUAGUUCGUUCCUUUGUGAUUGUUUUGUUUCGUCAGUUCCUAGGCGAGUCGCUCGUUCGAUCGGGCCUUUCCCGCGCUCCGACGGCCCCCACACAGCGGAGGCGGCGGCUCGAUCCGGGCGGGGCCCCGGCCAGCCGGACCGAGGAUCGCGUGACCGACAGCAUGACCGUGCGGCGGCUCCCGCGGGGGUGCCGCGUGGCCCSGGAGAGCGGUGUCGAUGCGAGCGUGGUUUUGUACACCGUGCACCCCGCGGCACCGAGCCCGGCCCCGAUCAAGGCACAAAAAGGACCGCGCAUUGCUUGGAGYAUUCUUUCACUGUCCCCGGUUUGGUUUUGGUUUGUGCUAGCUCGACUUGACUCGACUCGUGGCGUGUCUUGAUUUGGUUGAUUUGUUUUCUUAUGUUAAUUGUCUUUCAAUUGAGAAGGGCACUGUUUUUCUUCAAGUGUUCGAUUGUUUUGUAUGCAUUUCCCGGUGGCGAUCUCCUCUCUGUUUGAUAAGUAAUAACACUGCAGUAUCGACGAGAACAUCAAUCGUAGGCGAUCCUGUAACACUCUGUGUGAGUUCAACAAUUCGCUACAGUAUUUCUUUUCAGGUCUGGUCGUGUGGUGUCAAAGAAGAAAACAAAAAAAACGGACGGGGUGAAAGUCGAAGUGUGUACCAGUACUUAUCCUACGUUCGUACUGUACAGAUUGGYACUGUACAGAUCCUAUCGUACGAUACCCAAGAGAAAACAGAAAACGCUUUUGUCACUUUCAAGGAACAUGCAUGAACAGCCCGAAAACGAUUUGGUUCGAAGUUUCAUCCAUUCAUCGUUCCGCGAUGCCAUCACCGAAGAAAGAUACAUUYGUGACUGRAUUUUGUGKYAGUCCCGGGUAGAAAAUGCAMAAUCUUCCCUCCCUUUGUAGUCGCGUUUUCUCCGAGAGCAGUGGUUCAAUGGAAGUUCUUCGUGACUGUUCGUAUGCGCGCAGAUUUUUGUAUUUUCAGUUUUUAGUUUUUACCUUCGUUGCACCCAUCAAAACAAAAAAAUUCCUCGUCGAAGAACUACRCUAGCAUCUGCACACAAAUUCCUCGACCGCCGAACAAAGGACCCCACCAUGUUGUCUCGAAAUAUAGUUUCUCGUCCCACGGCUGUCUUACGAAGAGCAAUUCGUGCCAAGAGCACCCAGGUUCAGGUCGAAGAAUCAUCGGCAUCCCCCAUCGCCUCGGAUGGCCGCCAUGUCCACAAAGAAAGCUUCGACGAUAUCAAGUGAGUUUUUCAGCAGCCAAGGAUCCAGGUGCUACGGGAAGAAGAAAUCCUACGGGCGCAGCUCGUUUAUUCUACGGCGCGAAAAAGGGUUCAAAUCUUCUGUUUCUGGUUUCGGACCACAACCAGAGAACCCAUCGCCGGUGUUUCUUUUUUCGAGUCGCCGUCCGGAUUGCAUGGUUGCGAUGGAUACCAAUGGAGCRCAACCACGCACCCCUUGUUGUCRACAAGAGUACACUGCACACGGGAUCGGAACGAGUACCRUUUUCGAAAUCACGGCCGAUGGGGCAUAGCACUUCCCUWUCCUUKGUCGUCGCCUAAAUUCUUCGACCGUUGCAGUUGCGAAGACGCCGUUCUCCAUCAGCUGCCGAAACUAGAUAGAGCKGCGUCGUUUUUGUGCUUUUCGUGUCUGACAUUGUUGCCGUUGUUUUGUUUUCUCGAAUGGAAUUGCUACUAUUGCUCGCGCUUGUUUUGCUUGGUCACCGUUCCUUAAUUGAAUAUUUUGUCGAAUUCGGAACGCUUUGCGACAACCCUCCAGGGUCCAGCGCCGUGAUGGAUCGAUGCAGAACCUCGAAAAACUCCGGGGRUUUGUUAAUUACCAGAGAAAUCCGGAGCCCUAUCGYCCCCCACUGGAGCGCCUGAAGGACUGGGAAGAAAUCAACCCCGUUCCGGAUCGAGACGUUGACGUAGCCCACACCGCKCUGGAACGAAAAGUACAGGCGGCCCGCUGUAUGGAUUGCGGCACGCCCUUUUGCCAGACCUACACGGGAUGCCCGGUCAACAACCUGAUCCCGGAAUGGAACAACCUGGUCUUUGAAGACGCCUGGGACGAAGCCAUCGAACGCCUGCACAGCACCAAUAACUUUCCCGAAUUUACGGGAAGAGUAUGCCCCGCUCCCUGCGAGGGAUCCUGCGUGGCCGGGCUCGUCGACAACCCGGUCACCAUCAAAAACAUUGAAUACUCGAUCAUAGAUCGUGCCUUUCGCGACGGAAAAAUCACCCCCCGCAUCCCCGAGGAGCGAAGCGGUAUGUCCGUAGCGGUCGUGGGAUCGGGACCGGCCGGACUGGCCUGUGCCGACCAACUGAACCAGAUGGGCCACAAGGUCACCGUGUUCGAACGCGCCGAUCGCAUCGGGGGCUUGCUCAUGUACGGGAUUCCCAACAUGAAACUGGAAAAGGAGACCGUGGACCGCCGCGUCAAUCUUCUCCGAGAGGAAGGAAUCGAGUUUGUCACCAAUGCCGACGUCGGCAAAAACAUCGACGUCAACGARCUCAAUUCGCAAUUCGACGCGCUCUGCCUGACCCUGGGCGCCACAAAGCCCCGMGAUCUGCCGGUUCCGGGACGCGAAUUGAAGGGCGUGCAUUUUGCUAUGGUAGGUCUACUGGCACUGGUCGGAUGAUUUUUGUUUUUGUUUCUUYSGAUUCGAUGCGAGCCGA
This is a messenger RNA of Pseudo-nitzschia multistriata, 4569 nucleotides long. The record is from the annotation of a GenBank genome assembly. NCBI's taxonomy places the organism in Eukaryota, Bacillariophyta, Bacillariophyceae, Bacillariales, Bacillariaceae.